GGGGCCCAGGGCAAUGAGAGGGGAAUAUAUGGCAGGUAUUUACAGGGUGUGUGGGAGGUUAGGUGUUAGGCGGAGGAAUACCAGGAAGGUCCUUUGAAGGGAGUCACCGUCACGUCAACAUGUCCGACAAAUACGACCACCAAAAUAGGGAUGAGGAGUGGGGCUCGGGUGGAGGCGGAUCCACCCCUAGCGGCGGCAGUGGAGACAACAAGGACUAUGAUGGCCCUGCUGGCAUGGAAGUCGAUGGAGUCAUUGAAUCUUCCUGGACAGAGGUGGCCACAAGUUUUGAUGACAUGAACCUGGAUGAAGCUCUGUUGAGAGGUAUCUAUGCCUAUGGUUUUGAGAAGCCAUCAGCCAUCCAGCAGAGGGCCAUCCUGCCCUGCAUUAGGGGCCACGAUGCCAUCGCCCAGGCCCAGUCUGGUACCGGCAAGACGGCCACCUUCUCAAUCUCCAUCCUGCAGAGGAUUGACGUGAAGUCAAAUGAAACGCAGGCGCUCAUCCUGGCCCCAACUAGGGAGCUGGCCCAGCAGAUCCAGAAGGUGGUGCUGGCGCUGGGUGACUACAUGAAUGUCACCUGCCAUGCCUGCAUUGGCGGCACUAACCUGCGGGAGGACAUGCGGCGCCUGGAGAUGGGUGUGCAGAUCAUCGUGGGGACGCCCGGCCGUGUGUACGACAUGAUCAACCGCAGAGUAUUGAAUCCCAAACAUAUAAAGAUGUUCGUGCUAGAUGAGGCCGACGAGAUGUUGUCUCGAGGGUUCAAGGAUCAGAUCUACGAUGUUUUCCGCUUCCUGCCCAGCGAGGUGCAGGUGGUGCUUCUCUCAGCCACCAUGCCGGCCGACGUCAUGGAUGUGACGACCAAGUUCAUGCGUGACCCCAUCACCAUCUUGGUCAAGAAGGAGGAGCUCACCCUAGAAGGUAUCAAGCAAUUUUAUGUGAACGUUGAGAAGGAAGACUGGAAGCUGGAGACCCUCUGUGAUCUGUACGAGACUCUCACCAUCACUCAGGCUGUGAUCUUCUGCAACACCCGCAGGAAGGUGGAUUGGCUCACCGACAAGAUGCACCAGAGGGACUUCACGGUGUCUGCCAUGCAUGGUGACAUGGACCAGAAGGAGCGUGACGUGAUCAUGCGUGAGUUCCGUUCUGGCUCCUCCCGUGUGCUGAUUACGACUGACUUGCUGGCCCGUGGUAUUGAUGUGCAGCAGGUGUCGCUCGUCAUUAACUAUGACCUGCCCACCAACAGGGAGAACUACAUCCACAGGAUUGGCCGAGGUGGACGUUUUGGCCGAAAGGGCGUUGCCAUCAACUUUGUGACCUCUGAAGACACUCGAAUUCUCCAGGACAUUGAGGAACACUACCGGACCUCCAUUGAAGAGAUGCCCAUGAACGUGGCUGAUUUGAUUUAAUCUAGGUGAGACAGUGGCAACAAUAAGGCCUCGGUUGUUGUUGCUUUGACCUACGCUCUUUUGUCAGUUGGUUGUGCACGCACCUGCCUACUGCUGUUGCCCAAUCGAAGCUGGCCUAUCUUGAUCUACCCCCCUGAGAGCUUGGACACAGUCUUGCCUGCCCGAACCAAGAGCUGUGCCUGAGCCCGAGUCUGAGCUGUGUGUCUCCUGGGAUCCGAAAGUUGGCUUGGAGUCGAGCGAGUGUUCCAGGUGGACACUUUUACAUUUGCCUGUGUAUUUAAAUAUAUCCAGGUGUUUUUCAUGGUUUCCAGUAGUAAUUAGCAUUAGCCCUAAGAAAUAUUAAGGGAAAUUACCCUGUUAUUUUAAUUUUUGUAAAGAUAUUUAUACAAUUACGAAGGUCAAGAGAAAAAAAGGGACUAGACAGAACCGCCCUUUAAAGCGGCGGCGCCCUGUCCUCCCUUGUACCAGCCUCCUCCUUCCCUCUUCCUCUUUCCUCUUCCCUUAGCUUCCUUUACAGCACUCAUCUGCUGCUGGCCUUGCCCAUGCCUCUUUUUAUACUUCUGACCUUUUAUCUUCUUCUCCAAGUUGUCGUCACAAGAAUGGGAAGUAAGUGCAGUUUUAAUCACAACUUAAAGAGCAAAGCAGAAACCAAGAUUCAGUUCUUUAGAAAUCUUAUAUCGUUAUGUUCUAUAUGUCUGAUGUGCUUAAGAAAGAUAGUUUUAGGUGUAUGGCAUGGUUAUUAUAUUCAAAAAAGGCGUCGCCGGAAAUCACUGUCUAUAAUGUAUGAGAAGCUUUGGUGUAUUUAUUAAUAAAACCUGUAAACACCACACUGCAUUGCUUUCAUUGGUUCAUCUCUGCUUUCGGUGACCAUGGUACGUGUGGUCUAACGCAGUCUCUGUAUUUCCAGGUCAUGACAGCUGUGAUGCCAGGGUCAAUAAAGCGCCAAGUCAUCGUA
Scylla paramamosain (green mud crab) is the source of this 2358-nucleotide messenger RNA. Its product is annotated as eukaryotic initiation factor 4A-I-like. Lineage: Eukaryota; Metazoa; Arthropoda; Malacostraca; Decapoda; Portunidae. Bases 120 to 1403 code for a protein of 427 amino acids. The record is from RefSeq and is a predicted model, not a curated record. The transcript has 6 exons. Gene Ontology annotation, molecular function: ATP binding; RNA helicase activity; RNA binding.